CGCCGAGCGCGGUGUGCGUGGCGGGGCCGUGCGGGGGGUGGCCGUGUGCGAGGCGCGAAUGUGAGCGCGCGCGGGAGACGAGCGGGCGAGCGGGCUCCGGGAGGCGAGCGGAGCCCGCGGGCGAACAGGGAAGGCGGCAGGGACCCAAAGUUGCCUCCUCGCGGGCCCGCGUCCCCGGAGGGGCGGGAGCCGGGGCCAGCCGAGCGGCGGCGGGGGACCCGGGCCCCGGCGGCACCUGGGCAGCGGACCCGCACGAGCGGCAGCGGCGGGGGCGGCGUUGGCGGCGGCGGCGGCGCGCGGGAAGCGAACCGAAGCUCCGGCGCGGCUCGGCGAGCGCUGGAGAGCUCCGCUCAGGUGCGCGGCGAGAGGGGCGCGGGCCAGGGCCGGGCUGCUGGGACCGGAGCCGCGCCCGCGCUCGCACUAACUGGAGGAUCUCCGCUGCAGGCGCCCGGGUCCCAGGUCCAGCUCGCCGUCCCGGGAGGCAGCCCCGGCCCGGGUCCCCCGCCCCUGGGAGCUGGCUAGGCAGCCGGGCCCCAGGCACGACCGCCCCGGCCGCCCCGCCCUCCUGCCGCCGGCGCCCGCCCCAGGCCCAGGAUUUCUGAUUUCUAAGGCUUUGGCCCCGCGGCUGGGGCAUCCCUCCGGGCUCAAGUUGCAAGGGGGCGGGCCCGGCCGGAGGUGGAGUCUCCCGCCAAGUGAAGCCUCGGCUAUAAAUCGAGCUCCCUGCACAGCUCCAGCCAGAUGCCGGGCCAGGCCGCCCCGCCGUUGUUGGGGGGAGAGGGUGGAGGGUCCCAGGGGGCUUGGGGGGCCGUGGCUACCAUGCUCCGCUCCCUCUUGCUUCACGCCCUGAGGCUCUGCGCCCAGACCGCCUCGUGCCUCACGCUCUUCCCGCGCUUCCUCUGCACGGCCUUCAUGCUCUGGCUCCUCGACUUCCUGUGCAUCCGCAAGCAUUUUCUGGGCCGGAGGCGCCGGGGUCGGCCCCAACCUGAAGUGGAGCUCAACAGUGACGAGGAGGAGGUGCCCCCCGACGACCCGCCCAUCUGCGUGUCCGACGACAACCGCCUGUGCACCAUGGCGUCGCUGAAGGCGGUGUGGCACGGCCAAAAGCUGGAUCUCUUCAAGCAGGCGCACGAGGGCGGCCCCGCGCCCAACUCCCAGGUGGUCCUGCCCGAAGGCUUCCAGUACCAGCACAUCCUUGACUACGCGCGAGGGGACCGGCCGCUGGUGCUCAAUUUCGGCAGCUGCACCUGACCACCGUUCAUGGCGCGAAUGAGCGCCUUCCGGCGCCUGGUCACCAAGUACCAGCGCCACGUGGACUUUCUCAUCAUCUACAUCGAGGAGGCGCACCCCUCGGACGGCUGGGUCACCACUGACACCCCCUACAUCAUCCCACAGCACCGGAGCCUGGACGACCGGGUCAGCGCUGCGCGGGUUCUGCAGCAGGGGGUGCCCGGCUGCGCUCUGGUCCUCGACACCAUGACCAACUCCAGCAGCUCAGCCUAUGGCGCCUACUUCGAGCGCCUCUACGUCGUCCAGAGCGGCAUCAUCAUGUACCAGGGCGGCCGCGGCCCUGACGGCUACCAGGUCUCGGAGCUGCGCACCUGGUUGGAGCGCUAUGAUGAGCAGCUGCACAGCGCUCUGCCCCGGCCAGUGUAGGCCGCCGAGGGGCCCUGGACUGAACUUGGAGGGCCCCGCCUUCGAGCCUUCGAAGCCCACGUGCACACAAGGUCCCAACCCAAGUCCGGUUUGGCGAGGGCCCAGUGACCAGCUGUGCUGAGCCACAGGUCGCAGGCUGGGUCUGCACCCUCCACCAGGCCACCUGAAGACUCCCCACCCCCCUCCUCUGCUUCUGUGACUGUCCCUGCCUGGCUGGGUCUCAGGCCCCUUCUGAGUGUGGAUGUGGUGCUACCCUUUGCUGCUGCCCCUGGACUUGUCCCACAGAGACCCCUGCUGUGUUCUCGAACCCCCUCCCCAGAGGAGAGCGCCAAGCCUUUGCCAGGGUCCCUGGCCUCUGCAAAGAGACUCUGGCUGCGUCCUGUCACCUGCACGCAGCUGGGCUCAGCAGUGUGCGAAGCCCACCCUGGUUGCCCGGCACCACACCUGCCGCUUGGGGAGGGGUGCCCCCUGUUUUGUGUCUGUUUCGUGUCCGUGAGGUGGGGGAGGGGGGUGGGCAGGGUUGUUUCCCCCCCUUAGUUGGGGUGCUCUGGAGCCCUGCUGCUGAUGAUGAGCUGCCUCUAACUGGUCUUGACCACGAGCUGCUUCUGAAUUGCAGGGGGGCUCCUAGGGGCGCCUAAACCCAGCGGGGGGAAGAGCCCUGGGCUUCCGAGAGGAA
This is a messenger RNA of Myotis daubentonii (Daubenton's bat), 2329 nucleotides long. RefSeq names its product iodothyronine deiodinase 3 (gene DIO3). Gene Ontology annotation, molecular function: thyroxine 5'-deiodinase activity. The record is from RefSeq and is a predicted model, not a curated record. Gene Ontology annotation, biological process: thyroid hormone metabolic process. Lineage: Eukaryota; Metazoa; Chordata; Mammalia; Chiroptera; Vespertilionidae.